GGUGAUAGAAGGCAACAGAUACACAAGAAGAGGCGUGUUUUCUUUUCCGCCUGUUUUUCUUCAUUUUUUCUUUAUUAUUUUUUUUUCUUCUUUUCUCGUGUUGUCAGAUCUUCCACACAGGCUCCCGCGCGGCCCGAAAUUUAACUGAGAGAACGGAAAAUGAGCGGAUGCUGUAUAGUUAUAUGGCGCUACACUGUACAAGUCACUACCACACUGCCUUGCGCUGCGGCUUCAAGCGGGCCUCUACUUGUUCCCUUCUGAUCAGUUCCUUGUUUGUUGGCGGCCAGAAUGGCCGCUCGUUAUUUUGACUCUACCUCUUUGUCUUCAUCAUCAAACACUCAAUUCGUCUGCUUCGGGUGAAGUGAUUUUAUCAGAAAGUGGCCGUUCAUCAAGUGCUCUCUAUCGUGACCAGCAGACAAUUUAAAAGAAAACAAGUCGAACAGACGUAAAGAAGCUCAUUGAAAGAAACAAUUGAAUUAAACGUAGGAAAAUGCGUUGUACAGUUCCCUGUUCUGUUGUUGUCAUCCUGUCUUUCCUGUUGAUUAUCGUCGCAUGUUGUAAAGCAGAUUCCAGCAGUUGUCCAGAAGGCUGCAUCUGCACUGCUGUCUGGCCCAGCAAUGGAAAGCUGGAAUGCCGACGCUGUCGUCCUGGAUAUCAACAGUCAAAAUCAGAUUUUGUAGAUAAAGGCCGGCCAAAAUGCAGUCAGCAGGAGGUCCAAUUCCAGCAAGAUGGGCCACUCAUGUCGAUACCGUCUGUCCGAGAAGGUGAUGCGGUAACAAUAUCUGAACGUUAUUUUGUCGUCCUCGAUUCGGCUGUCGAAAAGGAGACGGUCGAGUACAUUCUGGCCCGCCCAACUCAAAUGGGUUCCAUUCUGCUGUCCGGCAAAGUCCUCCAAAUUGGCGACACCAUCACCCGAGAUGACGUGAUCCAAGGUAGAUUGAGCUUCAGGGCAGACAAGGAAGUGGGCUGGUUACCUGCUCAGGAUCGCCUCUCCUGGAACGUUUCGGCUGUCAAACGGGACGACAUUGACGAGAAAAACGGCAGAGGUCGCAAUGUUCUAGUGAACGGUAGAGUGUUGGAUUCGAGUGGAAAAGUUCUCCGGCGGACGGAAGACACUAUCAAACGGGCCAGAGAUGAAAAUGGAGCCGGUAGAUUAGCUCCGCUUCCCAGGGUUCCUCUUCGACCCGAAUCACUUAUGAUCGCUAUUGAACCGAGAGACAAUCAAUCGCCGGAAGUCGUGGUUCACAGUGAAGUGACUGUCGAUGAAGGAGCCACCGAAAUUCUUUCGCCCGACAUCAUUUCCGUCAACGACAGUGACACGCGUCCGGGUGACCUGGUCGUGGUAAUCAACGAUGGACCGAAACACGGUUAUCUGGAGGUCAGGGAUAGAUCAGGACAAAGGAAAGUAGUGACUGAAUUUCCUCUGUCAGCUCUGCUGGAGGAACAACUGAGCUACAUCCAAAAUGACCACAAAGGUAGUGAACCUCGCCAAGACUCGUUUCGAUUUCACGUUCGAGACACGUCAGGCAACCGGUCGCCCACCACCCAACUAGAUAUUAUCAUUGAGAAUGUGAACGACGAACCUCCACAAAUCACGACGCGUCCAUUGUUGCUGUCGAUGGGCCAAGAUCGUGUUGUCCUCACUGGAGAUCAUUUCGACAUUCAAGAUCAAGAUAGUGACCCAUCUGAUUUACAGGUCACAUUAGUUGCACAACCGACAAACGGUCGAUUGCAACGAUUCGAUCCGCUGACCAACAGUGACCGAACGUUGCAAGAUGGCGAAACGUUUGACUAUCAAGAAUUGUUGGAUGGAAACAUUGCCUUUAUCUCAUCCGCCAAAGAGUCACAGAUCGUCUUUCAGGUGAGUGAUGGUGAUUCACCCAGCCAAGAAGUAACUCUGCGUUACAUCAACAAACAGCAAGACGAAGAACUGUUCGGUCGGAGUGGAACAGCCACUCCUUGCAUGAUGGAAUUCAACACCACCGAGUGGAAAGCCUUUGAAAAUUCUGGUAUCACCGCUAUAUCUGUGGUGCGCACCGGAGACUUGUCCAUCACGUGCUCCGUCGUCUGUUCAACUGAAGCUCAGUCGGCUGAUGACUCAAAGGAUUUUGAUUCUCGACCUGUGGCUGAAUCUUCUCGAGUUUUCUUCCUCCGUGGAGUCACCAUCAUUUACUGUCCAGUUCAACUGAAAGAUGACAGUUUCUACGAAGGAGAUGAAACGUUCUUAGCUCGAUUGAGUCACCCUCAGGUGGAACAACUGGACACUAACGGCCAGCAAUCGAUUGCUGAUCAGCCCAACAAAAUUGCUGCCUCAUCCGCCGUGAUUGGCUCACGCAGUCAAUUGGCCGUUCGCAUCCAUGAUGAUGAAGAUGUGACACGAGUUCAAUUCAAUCAAUCCGUCUAUCGUCCCAGCACGUCGCCAGACGCUGAUUCAGUCACGUUACACGUUGAAAGGACAGGCGAUUUGCGAUUUGCAUCCAAAGUCUUCAUCAGCAACGUGGACGGUAGCGCCAAGGAAGGCCGUGAUUACGUCCUGAAAAGCCGUCAGAGCCUGGAAUUCGCUUCCGGCGAGAAAUGGAGUUCUUUAACUAUCGCUCUUUCGCACACAAACAAUAAAAAUACAUGGCCAAAAAGUUUUCAGAUCGUUCUCAAUUCUGAGGAUACCAUCAAUGCUCAAUUGGGCGCCACCCAAACUUCAGCUACCAUCUUAAUACCGCCGGCAGUCACUUCCGGUCCGGCUCUUUUACCAGCCGAGCCCAUCGUUGUUUCCCUUAUGGAUUACGAUCGUCUCGGUGCGGAUCUUGACAAAAGGCCAACAACAGUUCCGGCUGGCUAUCCAGUUGUUUGCGUCACACCUUGCGACCCGAAAUAUCCUCUCUACAACACCAGCACGCAGCGGCUGUGCCGUAACAUGGCCAUUGAUGUCUCCAAAAUUCGCUUUUCCUGGGACAUAGCGCCACCUCUGGGUAGCAGCAACAGCAAAGAGCCAUUAGGUGAAACGACAACAGGUCCGUUUUACCGAUUGAGUGAGCCGACGGCCUUCAGUGGCGUAGAAGAUCGGGUGCUGGACGCCGUAUUCUUUCGUCACGACUUCAGGGUUCGUUGCGUAGCGCAACCUGUCCGGUUGGAUCCGGGGUUGAUGGUCGGACCAGCAUCUAAAAGUCGCCCGGUGACGAUUUCAGGCCGGUCCGGUCUUUGCCCACCUUUCUCGCCCAGCAAUAUCCCGUUUGACGAUGCUGCAACUGACGUGAUGGUAGCCGGGCAACAACCCUUUGCUGCUUCGCUGUCUUACGUCAACGCUAGCGACGCCCAGCAUCCGGACACGAUGCGGAUCCAAGUCGUUGUGCCUCAUUCCGACGGAUUGAUCCCCAUUCUUUCCACUCAGCCCCUUCAUGGCAUCCGGCACAUCAUGAACGAGCCUGCUUACCGUUCGCAUCACCGAUGUUCCAAUCUCCAUCCGUCGAUGGGAUUCCUGGACGGAAGUGAAGACGACAACUCAACGGCAACGAAAUUGCCUUUUGAAUUCUCGAAAAACAUCCGUCAAGAAUCGGCUGUCCGCCUCUAUCGCCAUUUGGAUUCUACCGGAUGUCUGUGGCAUUUCGAAGCUUGGUACACCAUGACUGAACUGAUCCAACUCUGCGGCGGUCAAGUCACAUCAAAUUUUCAGACGAUGAAUCGAGGACAGGUGCAGGUAACUGUCAGAGUGCCUUUGUACGUGACGCUAAUCGGCGCUUCAACUGGCAGCCACCAGAGCUGGACUAGCGUGGAACACCAAACGGAAAUGGAAUUUUCUUUCUCCUACGCAUCCGUUCUGCUAGGUCAGCGUGGAGUGGCUGAAACCAAGCUGGCCUUGGCUGUCCAGCCUCACGUGACUCGAAUCCGGACUGAUCCCAAUAACGGCCGUCUAGUGAUUGAAUUCCAAACAGAGACGCGAUUUGCCGGCCGCUACCUGGAGGCUGGAAGUCGACUAUUAAGCCCGACACAUCACCAUUUCGUAGCUGGACAAUUGCUGGGUUUCGACCUGGAAUUGAUGUGGAGUCAAAUCUAUCCAACCGGAGCAACGUUCCAGAAGUGGAGGGCUGUGUCUAAUUACACGCUGCAGGACUACACGGGCAACUACACUCUGGUUCUGGCUCCUUGCCCAGUGCCCCCCGAUCAACCGCAACAGACUCAGCCAAAUAAAUUCGGUCGCCUGGUCAACAAGAAAGAAGAUUGUCAAACAGCUGAUCCCUUUAACGUCACUCUACCCAUUCAUUACCAACAGCCAUUCCGACCGGAACCUGUUCACUAUUCUCUAGAGACCACGUUCCAGUUGACGAACGACGUACGAGCCUUUCUGAGGAAACCUCGUAGCAUCAACGAUAUUAAAGAUGCUGAAUUUGAAGGUUCAUUCCACAAUGGAGAACGAGUUUAUGGUCGUGUCCUUUGGCAUCCGAGCAACGAGCUUUCACCUGGUUAUCGGCUCUCCAUCGAGAAAUUGUACCUGUGCGCCGGCCGUGACGGUUACGUCCCGCUGUUCGAACCCAAUGCCGAACGCCCUCAGUUUGGAUGUCUGGAGAAUUCGCAACGAUUGAAAUAUCGUCUACUUUUGCUGGAUCGAGAGGACCCCUACGGAAGUGACAAGGACGUUCAGGGUCUGUCAUUGGAUGCGAAAUUUGCCAGUCAAGUGGAUCAACUCCGCACGGGAAUGGCCCAUUUGCCUAAUAUGGACGGCUUCGUUUUCAGCGUUGAUCCGCUGUUCCAGUUGGAGCCUGGAAUUCGUUGGUUCCUCCAGGUAUCGUAUUCGGUGCAACCGGUGACUGCAAGUGGCUCCAUGUUUCGUUGGAAGCGACAGGAAGCCGGAAGCCAACAAAAAGCUCGCCGAGGCACCAACAUGCGUUUCCUGCCGCUGGAUUGGCCUUCAGGCGAUUCGCGCAACACCAGCGGAAAGAGCAGCCACGACGGCGACCAACCGCCGGCCGUUUUGGCUUCGACGCUCCUGUUGGCUGCCGGCCUUUUGGUCAUUCUAGUCAUGGCCGUUUUGAUUGUAUUCUCCGUGUAUUACCGACCGACGCAAAAUAAAAACAUCGCCAGCAGCAACGACAGUAGCGAUCAAAAGAGCUCCGCGUCCGCUGUAGGAGGUGUAGGGAGCUCGGCGCAAGAGGAUCACGAUGAGGAAGACAAUGAAGACGAAGCGACUCCGAUGAAAGCUCUCAAUAACAACGGACGGAUGGCCAGCACUUCUGGAUCCGUCAAAAUAACCCUGGUUUAGGAAAGGAGAAGCCACAACACACACACGCAACAAUACACGACGUACACACAAACAAUGAGCGAACAAAAAGAAAACAGACGUACGUACAUUUAUAUAUAUAUAUAUACUGUAUACUACCAUGAGAAAAUAUAAUCCCCUCCCCCCUCUCCCCGCCUUAAAACAAAAAAAAAUAAAAAAAAAAAAAAAUUUCAAAAGAUUCGUGAAGGAAAAGAAAAUCACAGCAGGCACAACAUUGACAUUUGUUUAUCAGGCCUAUUCUAAUGCCUAUAUGAGCGCGCCUCCCUUUUUUUUUUUUUUCUUCUUUUUGCCCUUGGUGUGUAAGAAUGUUUUUCUUUUGUUUUUCAACCGACAUAAUAUCCAUCCUCCCACCUGAUGACCACACCCUUUUGCACGAUAACGAUUUAUUACGAUUGUAAAAAUCUUCCAAAAAAGAAAUGAUAAAAAAAAAAUAAAAAUAAAAUCGAUCUGCUGUCGAAUGACGAAAUACAAAAGAAUGAAAAUCA
Daphnia magna is the source of this 5754-nucleotide messenger RNA. RefSeq names its product extracellular matrix organizing protein FRAS1. The record is from RefSeq and is a predicted model, not a curated record. The coding region runs from base 491 to 5251 and encodes 1586 amino acids. The transcript has 15 exons. NCBI's taxonomy places the organism in Eukaryota, Metazoa, Arthropoda, Branchiopoda, Diplostraca, Daphniidae. Gene Ontology annotation, biological process: cell communication. Gene Ontology annotation, cellular component: membrane.